AUGAGUCAGUGGAGAAAACUGGCGAUCCUCCUCCUGGCUUUGGUGUCGGCCUCGGCAGCACCGGCACCGGCGCCGGCGCCGGAGACGGCCUCGGUAGCACUUGCGCAGGCGCCGGAGACAGCCCCGGCCCCGGACUCACAGGGCGACUGCACCGGGUCGCUGUUGGGACUGGCGAGCUGCCUGUCGUUCGUGAUUGCUGGCGCCACAGACAAGAAACCCGAUGCCGCGUGCUGCUCUGGCCUGAGGGAUCUCUUGAAACAGGACGCCCAGUCGGGAACCAACGCUAUGGCGACCUGCAUGUGCAAAUCCUUUAAAGAUCAGGCCAGCCAACUGAACCUCAACACCACCAGGGCCCAGUCUCUACCUGGUGACUGCAAAGUUACAUUCCCCCACAUUGCCAAUUGUGAUUUCGGCGGUGGCGGUGGCGGUGGCGGUGGACCAAGUGCUUCCCCUGUCCCAGCUCAUUCACCAGUGGCUUUAGAGCUCCCCACGGGCUCGAACCCCCCGAACAGCGUGGCUCCGAGUACCCCUGCAGACACACCACAAGGCAAUGGUGCGCCAGCUGGAUCGACCUCGGCUGCCACAAUUUUGCUGCCGGCCAAAUUAGUCAAUAAGAUGCUCUUUCUUAUUUUAGUGUCCACCGUGUUUGUUUCUGUUUCUAUAUGA
Striga hermonthica is the source of this 666-nucleotide messenger RNA. Lineage: Eukaryota; Viridiplantae; Streptophyta; Magnoliopsida; Lamiales; Orobanchaceae. The record is from the annotation of a GenBank genome assembly.